Messenger RNA from Globicephala melas (long-finned pilot whale), 533 nucleotides. Its product is annotated as L-lactate dehydrogenase C chain-like. Gene Ontology annotation, molecular function: L-lactate dehydrogenase (NAD+) activity. Lineage: Eukaryota; Metazoa; Chordata; Mammalia; Artiodactyla; Delphinidae. Gene Ontology annotation, biological process: lactate metabolic process; pyruvate metabolic process. The record is from RefSeq and is a predicted model, not a curated record.
AUGUCAACUGUCAAGGAGCAGCUUAUUGAGAAUCUAAUUGAAGAAGAUAAAGUCUCCCAGAGUAAGAUCACCAUUGUUGGAACUGGUGCUGUAGGCAUGGCUUGUGCUGUUUGUAUCUUAUUGAAGGAUUUGGCUGAUGAGCUUGCCCUUGUGGAUGUUGCAGUGGACAGACUGAAGGGAGAAACAAUGGAUCUUCAGCAUGGCAGUCUUUUCUUUAAUACUUCAAAGUUUGUUUCUGGAAAAGAUUACAGUAUAUCUGCAAAUUCCAAAUUAGUUAUUGUUACAGCAGGUGCACGGCAGCAGGAAGGAGAAAGUUGCCUUGACCUGGUCCAACGUAAUGUGAAUAUCAUGAAAUCAAUCAUUCCUGCCAUAGUCCAAAAUAGUCCUGACUGUAAGAUGCUUAUUGUUUCAAAUCCAGUUCCUGUGUGGAGUGGAGUGAACAUUGCUGUGGUCUCUCCAAAGGUUCUGAACUCAGAUAAAGGAACUGAUAAAGACCUGAGCAGAAGGAAAAUGUCCGCAAAGUAGUGGUUGCC